Messenger RNA from Cajanus cajan (pigeon pea), 2463 nucleotides. RefSeq names its product protein NRT1/ PTR FAMILY 1.2. NCBI's taxonomy places the organism in Eukaryota, Viridiplantae, Streptophyta, Magnoliopsida, Fabales, Fabaceae. Gene Ontology annotation, cellular component: membrane. The record is from RefSeq and is a predicted model, not a curated record. Gene Ontology annotation, biological process: oligopeptide transport; transmembrane transport. Gene Ontology annotation, molecular function: transmembrane transporter activity.
CACGCAACCAGAAAUUGUUUAUUAUUUUAUUAAUUUAUUCUUGUCGCAAUUAGAAAUGGUGAUUACUAGAGGUUUGACUCAUGAGUAAGAACGCAGGGUGCAAAUAUUGAGUGGUUCUAUAAUUGUAUUUGAUGAUUUAUCUUGCAAGUUGGUUAAGAAUGAUGGAUAUUCCAGAUAUGAAUAGAGUCACCGUGUGAAGUAUGAACACGCAAGUUUAUGAUUGAUUGACCGAGCAAGCGCAAGCACUGACAUGACUCCACAUAUAUGCUACUCUGCAUGAACAUUGAUAACAGUUGUUGGGUGUGUUCUCUUUGCACUGAUUAAUGAGAAUGGAGAAGGAGGUGGAGCUUGGUUCCCUUGAAAUGGCAACCCAACACAUUUCACGAGCAGAGAGGCGCAAGGGUGGACUUGUUACCAUGCCUUUCAUCAUUGCAAAUGAGGCACUUGCGAGGGUGGCUAGCUUGGGCCUUUUGCCCAACAUGAUACUCUAUUUGAUGGGAAGCUACAGGCUUCACUUAGCCAAAGCUACCCAGAUACUCCUCUUGUCCUCUGCUAGUGCCAAUUUCACUCCUGUGGUGGCUGCUUUCAUUGCUGAUUCUUAUCUCGGUCGAUUCCUCGCUGUUGGGUUAGGAUCUGCCAUCAGUUUUCUGGGAAUGGCACUGCUGUGGUUAACAGCUAUGAUCCCAAAGGCACGGCCUCCAAAUUGCAACCAAGGGACUGAAAGCUGUAAAUCGGCAACAGGGGGACAAAUGGCAAUCUUGCUCUCUUCCCUUGCUCUCAUGUCUAUUGGAAAUGGUGGUCUUUCAUGCUCCUUAGCAUUUGGUGCAGACCAGGUGAAUAGAAAAGAUAACCCCAAUAACCUCAGGGUCUUGGAAACAUUCUUCAGCUGGUACUAUGCUUCUGCUACUAUUUCUGUCAUAAUUGCCCUCACAGGAAUAGUUUACAUCCAAGACCAUCUUGGAUGGAAAGUGGGUUAUGGAGUUCCAGCAGCACUUAUGCUUUUAUCCACUGUCUCCUUCUUCCUUGCCUCUCCACUCUAUGUAAAGAAUAAAGUACAAACCAGCUUGUUAACUGGAUUUGCACAAGUCAUUGUUGUGGCCUUCAAGAACAGAAAACUUCCAUUACCACCCAAGAACUCUCCUGAACUUUACCAUCAUAAGGAGGACUCAGAUCUUGUGGUUCCAUCUGAUAAACUAAGGUUUCUUAAUAAAGCUUGUGUUAUUAAAGAUCCUGAAGAAGAUAUAGGCUCUGAUGGUUCAGCAUCAAAUCCGUGGACUCUCUGCACAGUAGAUCAAGUAGAAGAACUAAAAGCCAUUAUUAAAGUAAUUCCCUUGUGGUCUACAGGGAUCAUGAUGUCACUUAGCAUUGGAGGCUCAUUUGGAUUGUUACAAGCAAAAUCCUUAAACAGACACAUCACCUCACACUUUCAAGUGCCACCUGGCUCUUUCAGUGUAAUCAUGGUAGUCGCAAUAUUCGUAUGGAUAGCUCUGUAUGACCGUGUACUUCUUCCUAUAGCAUCAAAGAUAAAAGGCAAACCAGUUAGGAUCAAUGCAAAGAGAAGAAUAGGACUAGGCUUGUUUUUCUCUUUUCUCCACUUGGUAACUGCAGCACUUGUUGAGACAAUAAGGCGAAAGAGAGCAAUCAAGGAGGGAUAUCUUAACAAUACCCAUGCAGUGUUGAACAUGUCUGCGUUGUGGCUUGCACCACAACUUUGUUUGGGUGGCAUAGCUGAAGCAUUCAAUGCAAUAGGCCAAAAUGAGUUUUACUACACAGAGUUUCCUAGGAGCAUGUCUAGUGUUGCUGCUUCUCUUUCUGGACUUGGAAUGGCUGCAGGAAACUUGGUAUCUAGUUUUGUGUUCAGUGCUGUUGAAAACGUUACUUCAAGAGGUGGAAAAGAGGGUUGGGUUUUGGAUAACAUUAACAAGGGUCGUUAUGAUAAGUACUAUUGGGUUCUAGCUGGUCUGAGUGCACUUAAUGUAGUGUAUUAUCUGAUAUGUAGUUGGGCUUAUGGACCGACCGUUGAUCAAGUACGUAACAUGGAGGAAGCAUCAACUGAAGAAAUUGGCAAUGAGAAACAGGUUGACAAGGCAUGUGAGAUUACUGAAGAAAUUGGCUCAAAGGAGAAAGAGUUCACUGAAUUGCAGAAUGGCGAAAAAAGAAUUCAAGAUUAGUAAAUAAAAUGGUUCAAAGGAGGAAGAGUUAACUAGCAGAUAUAUAUGUUGAAUUGCUCCUUUAGGAAUAUAGUUAGUGAGUCACUGAAAUUUAGAUAAGUUCAUCCCUUUUCCAUGUUUUUAUAGUAGUAGUCGCAUAUAUCAUAUAUGAUAAGGCUAUAAAUGCAUAUACACAUAUAUAUUUAUGUUUAUGUAUAAUCGAUUUGCGUAUCAAGAGGUGAACUUGCUGCAUAGUGAAACUGUAAUAAUACUCGUAAAAAUAAAUUAUAAUGAUACUACAAAAUGCUAUGAA